AUGGCUUUUUCUGAUCUUCCUAGAAUUAUUAGAAAAGAGAUCACCUGGGGUAAACACCCAGAACAGCUUAUUGAAGAUGAGAAUCAAUCUUUGACUAUCACUCUGACCAAUGGUAGAACUGCUAUCAUUCAUGAGGAUCAGAUUGCUGCUAAAAAGGAAAAACCUUCUUACUGGGCAAUUUUUGCCGCCGGUGCUGGCUUGUUUUCCGAUGGUUAUGUCAAUAACUCUAUCUCCACUGCUUCUACGUGCUUGAAGAAUAUUUAUGGCUCUCAGUAUACCAAUUCUCAUGCAAUUCAGAACGUUUCUUCCGUUGCUUUUGUCGGUACUGUGGUUGGCCAAUUAAGUUUCGGUAUUUUCUCUGAUUACAUCUCCAGAAAAACAGGUAUGUUGGUCGCCUGUACAGGUAUGAUUUUCUUUGCCAUUCUCUGCGCCGGUGCCUGGGGUAUUGGAACUGAGGCCUGUGUCGGUUGCUAUGCCGGUGGAUUGUUCACAGCUUUGACCAUUUACCGAUUCUUUCUCGGUAUUUUCAUUGGUGCCGAGUAUCCUACCGGUUCUGCUGCAUGCGCAGAGGCAUCGUCCUUACUUCCUGUAGGUAAAAGAAACAAAUACUUUGCCUGGUUUACCAACUUCAUGAUCGAUACCGGUUUUGUCAUCUCUGCUUUCGUUCCUAUGGUUAUGCUUUGGAUUUGUGGUACUGACAACCUACAACCUGUCUGGAGAGUCACUUUAGGUCUUGGUGCCAUCCCUCCUCUUUCUUUGUUCUUCCUGAGAUUGAAGUUCAGUGAAGGCGAACAAUUCCAAAAAUUGAACUUCAAAAGCGUCAAGGUUCCUUGGAUGCUAUGCUUACGUUUCUACUGGUGGAGACUAAUCGUUGUUUCCAUUAUUUGGUGGAUAUAUGACUUUUCUGCUUACGCUUUUGGUAUCUAUUCUUCUCCAAUUAUUAACACCAUCGUUCCUGAUGCCGAUAUGUACAAGACAUUUGGCUGGAACAUUGUCUUCAACUUAUUUUAUAUUCCUGGUGCUUUCCUCGGUGCUAUUGUUACUGAUUACAUCGGUCCUAGAUUGACCCUUGCUACUGGUGUCUUCACCCAGGCUAUAGUUGGUUAUGCUAUGGCUGCAAAUUACGAGACUUUGACAAGACAUGUUGCUGGUUUCACUGUUGUGUAUGGUAUUUUCAUGACCCUUGGUGAGUUUGGACCCGGUGAUAACAUUGGUCUAUUGGCUGCAAAGACAAGCUCUACCCCUGUUAGAGGUGUUUACUAUGGACUUGCCGCUGCAAUUGGUAAAAUAGGUGCAUUCAGUGGAACCUACGCUUUCCCAGCGUUCCAGGCUCAUUUCCCCGGAUAUUUGGGUUACCAAGUUCCAUUUUAUCUUGCUUCAUCUUUAGCAAUCCUCGCUGGUUUCUUGGCAUUGUUCUGCCUUCCUCCUGUUGACCAGGAGGCUAUGCAGAGAGAGGAUCUUAGGUUUCUACAAUAUCUAACUGCGCACGGAUUUGACGUUUCUCAGCUAGGUGAAGGUUCUUUCGGUAAGACAUUCAAGGCUGAGGCAGAGACCGUUCUGGUCGAGGACAAAAAAGACACCCAGGAUGGAGAGUCCACCUAA
This is a messenger RNA of Brettanomyces nanus, 1602 nucleotides long. RefSeq lists its product as uncharacterized. Gene Ontology annotation, cellular component: plasma membrane. Bases 1 to 1602 code for a protein of 533 amino acids. The record is from RefSeq and is a predicted model, not a curated record. The transcript has 2 exons. Gene Ontology annotation, molecular function: carboxylic acid transmembrane transporter activity. NCBI's taxonomy places the organism in Eukaryota, Fungi, Ascomycota, Pichiomycetes, Pichiales, Pichiaceae. Gene Ontology annotation, biological process: carboxylic acid transport; transmembrane transport.